Molecule: messenger RNA, 867 nt
Organism: Dryobates pubescens (Downy woodpecker)
Lineage: Eukaryota; Metazoa; Chordata; Aves; Piciformes; Picidae
Gene: CHMP4B
Product: charged multivesicular body protein 4B
Exons: 5
Coding region: 139-822 (227 amino acids)
Biological process (GO): vesicle budding from membrane; late endosome to vacuole transport via multivesicular body sorting pathway
Cellular component (GO): ESCRT III complex; cytoplasmic side of plasma membrane; multivesicular body
Source: RefSeq, a predicted model, not a curated record
GGCCUGUGCCGGCGGACGGACCGACGGUCUGUUGGGGGAACACGGAGUGAGGGGAGCGGAUACCGGUGCUCCACGGCCGUCCUCACCGUCCGCACCUAAUAUCGCGGCCUCGGCGGCCCGGCCCGACCUGGCACAGCCAUGUCGGGGCUCUUGGGGAAACUGUUCGGGACGGGCGCCGGCGGGAAGGGCGCCGGGAAGGGCCCGUCCCCGCAGGAGGCGAUCCAUCGGCUCCGCGAUACGGAGGAGAUGCUCAGCAAGAAGCAGGAGUUCCUAGAGAAGAAGAUCGAGCAGGAGCUGGCGGCCGCCCGCAAGCACGGCACCAAGAACAAGCGGGCUGCUCUUCAGGCCCUAAAGCGCAAGAAGAGGUAUGAGAAGCAGCUGGCACAGAUAGAUGGCACCUUGUCCACAAUUGAAUUCCAGAGGGAAGCCCUGGAGAAUGCCAACACCAACACUGAAGUGCUGAAGAACAUGGGCUUUGCUGCCAAAGCUAUGAAAGCUGCUCAUGACAACAUGGAUAUUGAUAAAGUAGAUGAAUUAAUGCAGGACAUUGCAGAACAGCAAGAGCUGGCAGAUGAGAUUUCAACAGCCAUCUCGAAGCCAGUUGGCUUUGGGGAGGAAUUUGAUGAGGAUGAACUCAUGGCAGAAUUAGAGGAACUAGAACAAGAAGAACUAGACAAAAACUUGCUGGAAUUAAGUGGUCCUGAGACAGUACCACUACCAAAUGUGCCCUCAAUAUCAAUACCAUCAAAGCCAGCCAAGAAGAAAGAGGAAGAAGAGGAUGAUGACAUGAAAGAGCUGGAAGCUUGGGCAGGAACCAUGUAACCAACAACCAGAAAUGGCUGGCAAAUAAAACACCCCAACCAACCA